CACUGUUUCCAAAAAUCAAAUUUUCUUUUUGUUUUGGUGUCGGUUUUGUUGCUCGAAAACAUAUAAUUUUGAUUAUAGGCCAACAAGAAGUACAUUUCAUUCGAGUUGAUUUGCGCCACACAGCCUACUCUCAGUUAAAUGGCGGGAAACUUUUGGCAAAGCUCGCACUCGCAGCAGUGGAUACUGGACAAACAGGAUUUGCUGCGGGAGCGUCAGCACGAUUUGCUAUCCCUGAACGAGGACGAGUACCAGAAGGUGUUCAUAUUCUUCGCCAACGUGAUCCAGGUGCUGGGCGAACAGCUGAAGCUGCGCCAGCAGGUGAUAGCCACUGCCACGGUGUACUUUAAGCGUUUCUAUGCAAGGAAUUCGCUGAAGAACAUUGAUCCGCUGCUGCUGGCCCCCACCUGCAUACUGCUCGCCUCCAAGGUGGAGGAGUUCGGCGUCAUAUCCAACUCCCGGCUGAUAUCCAUCUGCCAGUCGGCCAUCAAGACCAAGUUCAGCUAUGCCUACACGCAGGAGUUUCCCUACCGCACCAAUCACAUCCUGGAGUGCGAGUUUUACCUGCUGGAGAAUCUCGACUGCUGCCUGAUUGUGUACCAGCCAUACCGACCGCUGCUCCAGCUCGUGCAGGACAUGGGCCAGGAGGACCAGUUGCUCACGCUCAGCUGGCGCAUCGUCAACGAUUCCCUGCGCACCGACGUCUGUCUGCUCUAUCCGCCCUAUCAGAUUGCCAUUGCCUGCCUGCAGAUUGCCUGCGUUAUACUGCAAAAGGACUCCACGAAGCAGUGGUUUGCGGAGCUCAAUGUGGACCUCGACAAGGUGCAGGAGAUUGUGCGGGCCAUUGUCAAUCUGUACGAGAUGUGGAAGGACUGGAAGGAGAAGGACGAAAUACAAAUGCUGCUGGCCAAAAUACCGAAGCCCAAGCCACCGCCACAGCGCUGAUUCCAUCUAGAUAUAUACGAGACGAGUAUUAGGAUUCAUUUUUGUCAAAUUUGUACACAUAAUUCUACAGCGGAUUAAAUGCGA
Molecule: messenger RNA, 1026 nt
Organism: Drosophila obscura
Lineage: Eukaryota; Metazoa; Arthropoda; Insecta; Diptera; Drosophilidae
Gene: CycC
Product: cyclin-C
Exons: 2
Coding region: 139-942 (267 amino acids)
Biological process (GO): positive regulation of transcription by RNA polymerase II
Cellular component (GO): nucleus; mediator complex
Molecular function (GO): cyclin-dependent protein serine/threonine kinase regulator activity
Source: RefSeq, a predicted model, not a curated record